Messenger RNA from Acipenser ruthenus (sterlet), 3386 nucleotides. RefSeq names its product sodium- and chloride-dependent GABA transporter 3-like. NCBI's taxonomy places the organism in Eukaryota, Metazoa, Chordata, Actinopteri, Acipenseriformes, Acipenseridae. Gene Ontology annotation, biological process: sodium ion transmembrane transport. The record is from RefSeq and is a predicted model, not a curated record. Bases 311 to 2164 code for a protein of 617 amino acids. The transcript has 15 exons. Gene Ontology annotation, cellular component: membrane.
AUCCAGUAAGAGAGGCGUUUGUGAUCAGUCUGAGGCAGAGCAUUUGCAAAAUUUACAUCGCCUGGGUACCAGAUAUCUCCAUAACUGCAAUCUUCCCUGAUAGAGAGAGAGAGAGAGAGAGAGAGAGAGAGAGAGAGAGAGAGAGAGAGAGAGAGAGAGAUCAACAAAAAACAAAACGGAUCCAGAGAUCUUUUCUUCUUUUUGACUAGCAUUUUCAAAACCAUCCCUUCUCCAGCGACGUCAGUUACGGGUGACCAUCGUGCCAGCCAGGAAGUUUUACUCUACAACCUAUAUUGGCUGUUGAAACGUCAUGACGGAUGAAAAGACUAUUCCAAUAAUUAAUGGAAAACCAGAAGAUGCAAUGGACCCCGAAGCUUCCAACACCAAUUUAGUCCGCAGUAAUGACAAAAAAGUGAAUGAAAGAGGCCAUUGGAAUAACAAGGUUGAAUUUGUGCUCUCUGUGGCAGGAGAAAUCAUUGGACUGGGGAACGUGUGGAGAUUCCCUUACCUUUGCUAUAAGAACGGAGGAGGUGCUUUCCUAAUUCCAUAUGUGAUAUUCUUUAUCUGCUGUGGAAUUCCUGUGUUUUUCUUGGAGACUGCAUUGGGGCAGUUUACAAGUGAAGGAGGCAUCACAUGUUGGAGGAAAGUGUGCCCACUUUUCGAAGGUAUUGGAUAUGCCACCCAAAUCAUCUGCGCUCAUUUAAAUGUGUAUUAUAUCAUUAUCUUGUCAUGGGCUAUCUUUUACCUAUUUAACUGCUUUACAACUGAUCUACCUUGGGCAACUUGUGGACAUGAAUGGAAUACAGACAACUGUGUGGAAUUCCAGAGGGCAAACUCAACUAACUGCACAUAUGCCAAUGCAACCUCUCCAGUUAUUGAGUUUUGGGAACGAAGAGUUCUGGGCAUAUCGAGUGGAAUUGAACACAUUGGGGGAUUACGAUGGGAAUUGGCUGGGUGUCUUCUCUUAGCUUGGAUCAUAUGCUAUUUUUGCAUAUGGAAGGGCCCAAAAUCUACUGGAAAGGUUGUGUACGUGACUGCCACGUUCCCUUACGUGAUGCUGAUGAUCUUACUGAUUCGAGGGGUUACUUUACCUGGAGCUGCAGAGGGAAUAAAGUUCUACCUGUAUCCAGAUCUCUCACGCCUCUCAGACCCACAGGUUUGGGUGGAUGCAGGAACACAGAUCUUCUUCUCCUAUGCUAUCUGUCUUGGUUGUCUGACUGCUUUGGGAAGUUAUAACAGCUAUAACAAUAACUGCUACAGGGAUUGUGUUAUGCUGUGCUGUCUAAACAGCGGCACUAGUUUUAUUGCUGGUUUUGCCAUUUUCUCAGUCUUGGGAUUUAUGGCUUUUGAACAGAAUGUUCCCAUAGAGGCAGUAGCAGAAUCGGGUCCUGGGCUGGCGUUCAUUGCUUAUCCAAAAGCUGUCACAAUGAUGCCUUUGUCACCCUUAUGGGCUGGAUUGUUCUUCAUGAUGCUCAUCUUCCUUGGGUUGGAUAGCCAGUUUGUCUGUGUUGAAAGUUUAGUGACUGCAGUAAUGGAUAUGUAUCCAAAGACUUUCAGAAGAGGUUACAGAAGAGAGCUCCUGAUUCUUGCACUUUCAAUAUUCUCCUACUUCAUUGGGCUCAUAAUGUUGACAGAGGGUGGAAUGUAUGUUUUCCAGUUAUUUGACUCCUAUGCUGCCAGUGGAAUGUGUCUUCUGUUUGUGGCGAUUUUCGAGUCAAUCUGUAUAGGGUGGGUUUAUGGCAGUGAUAGAUUCUAUGACAACAUUGAAGAUAUGAUUGGGUACAGGCCAUUAAAAUUGAUCAAAUUCUGCUGGAUGUUUCUAACCCCAGGCAUCUGUAUAAGCAUCUUCCUGUUUUACUUGAUAAAGUAUAAGCCCCUGAAAUAUAAUAACGUCUAUGUGUAUCCUGAUUGGGGGAAUGGAAUAGGCUGGAUGAUGGCUCUUUCAUCCAUGAUUUGCAUUCCGGUCGGGCUUUUAAUUCAAAUAUUACGAACAGAAGGAACCUUUUCAGAGAGAAUUAAAAAACUGACCACAGCCAAUCCAGAUCUGAAGAUGCGAGGUAAGCUAGGCGGAAGCUCAUUGUCCUAUGCAGUUAAUGACUGUGAUGCCAAACUCAAAGGAGAAGGAAAUAUCUCAGCAAUCACGGAAAAAGAAACACACUUUUAAGCAAAAAAAAAAAAAAUCCUUGUCGUUUUGUAAAAAAUUAUAAUAAAUAAUAUUCCAUUUAAUUAUAGAAUCGCUUGUUUUGCACAAACUCAGUUAACAAGUUCAUUUUUUAAGUAUGCAUUAUAAUUAAGAAGGUGACUUUUUAUUAAUUGUAAAAGUAACCAACUAUAAACUGUACUUGAGAUAAGUGACUUCUUGUAAUAUUGUAACACAAGUAAAUGUUUACUGUUAGAAUGAUGCCAAUGUAUAAUGUGCUGUAAAACUUUUAUCCUUGAAAAAGUGUUUGUAUAGAUAUGUUUCUAAUUGUAGAUAUCUUCAGACCAUUCCAAAUAUGAAUGUAUGUCUAUGGGGUGAGAGGGGGCUAAGUUUCCUGUCUACUUUGCUGUAGACGGGUUUCUAAAAUGCUAGUUUAAUUCCAGGGUACUUUAUUGUUCCUGAUGUUUUUAACUAUCUGUUGAAAUGAAGCACCCUGUUUUCGCUGUUUCCUAUUUACUCGCAGGGCGAGUUUGGAGAGUGCGAUUUUUCCUAGAUAUUUUAUAAGACUGCUAACUCAGAACUCAUGCCACAUGAUUAAACUGAGUUUAAUCAAAGUUGACUGAUAUAUACCCAGUUUUGGUUUCUGUAUGAUAUUUCAAGAGACAUUGUGUAUACUUACUAUAUAGCUAUACUAGUCUUAGUUUGUCUACAUGAUUUUAUUCAGGGGGAAAUCCUUGCUCUUUUGCAUCAGGUUAAUGUGGCUGAUGUUGAGGUAACAGCACCAAGCACUUAAUACAGUUAUGUUUAGAAUGUAACAAAAGCUGGCAGCUUUGAAGGGUACCCUAAGAACAGCCAUAGCUUUUCCACUGCUGCUACAGUAUGGUGAAUUUACUAGGAACUCUGUACACAUACAUAGCCCUUUGGCAUGGUCUACAUCGUCAUGUAUUAUUACUAAUGCUUGUGCUUGUACAUUUGCACAUUUAAUACUGGUUUAACAACUUUAUUUUUUAAGUUUUGUUUUUUUAAAGUUUACUUCUAGUGUUUGUGUACCUAUUUCUGAGAUAAAAAAAGUGAAAAACCAUGUUUCUCUGAAGACUUUUGAUAUACAGUAGUCCUUUUGAAGUUUUAGCAGUAUAUUGAGAAGUUUGUACUGUAUGUAUUGUUUUACACACAGAUUUUGGUAUUCACAGGGCACAAGAUUCUAUUGUCUGCUUAAUCAUUUUUAAAAAUAAAGAAUAAAAAGUAA